Solea senegalensis (Senegalese sole) is the source of this 1238-nucleotide messenger RNA. It is a transcript of the gene mettl21a, whose product is annotated as methyltransferase 21A, HSPA lysine. Gene Ontology annotation, biological process: peptidyl-lysine methylation. Gene Ontology annotation, cellular component: cytosol; cytoplasm. The transcript has 3 exons. Lineage: Eukaryota; Metazoa; Chordata; Actinopteri; Pleuronectiformes; Soleidae. Gene Ontology annotation, molecular function: protein-lysine N-methyltransferase activity. The record is from RefSeq and is a predicted model, not a curated record. Bases 54 to 710 code for a protein of 218 amino acids.
ACAAAGAAGUAAAAGACGAAGGGGAGGUACUCUGCUUACUGUUAUUUCUCAACAUGGCUCUCGUUCCUUAUGUUGAGAAUUCGCUACCUGCGCUUUCGAAGCUCCACAAUUCUUCAGCUCAGUUUAGUUUCGCCAGUCACCAGCUGCGUCUCUCUCAGGACUGGAAAAAGUUUGGAGUAGCAGCAGUUGUGUGGGAUGCGGCAGUUGUCAUGUGCAUGUACCUGGAGCUGGGGAAGGUGGAGCUGAAGGGCAAGGCGGUGAUCGAACUGGGAGCUGGAACUGGACUGGUGGGGAUUGUUGCAGCUCUACUGGGUGCCAAAGUGACUAUCACUGAUAGAGAGGCUGCACUGGACUUCCUCUCUGCCAAUGUGAAGGCCAACCUGCCUGCAGACUCCCAGGAAUCAGUGACAGUGUCUGAGCUGACCUGGGGCGAGAAGCUUGACCUUUACCCAGCAGGAGGAUUUGACCUUGUGUUGGGAGCGGACAUAGUUUACCUGGAGGACACGUUUGUGGCGCUGCUGCAGACCCUGGAGCACCUGUGCUCGGACACCACUGUGGUACUGCUGGCCUGCAAGAUCCGCUAUGAGCGGGAUACAGACUUUUUAAGCAUGCUCAGACAACGGUUCACGGUCGAUGAGGUCUACUAUGAGAGAGAAAGGGACAUCCAUAUUUACAAAGCACUGAAACUGCCACACAGGAGGGAUUUGUGACCACUGAGUUGCGUGUCCUAACUGCUUUGUAAUAAUUUCUCAGAGUUGUAGAUGAAUUAAAUACAUUUUAAAAUCAUGUGCAAGUGAUGAUUAGUAAUGAUAAUGUGGUAGUUCUCUUGUUGUUGUUCUUCCUCAGAAGUGGCUUCUUUGCAUCCCAGUUGAUGUUGAGAUGUGUCUGGUACUUGAACUCUGAAGAAUUCACGUGGGCUCAAAUCUGAGGUGCUCUUAAUUUGCAGUUUCUGAGGCUGGUAACUCUGAUGAACUUGUCCUCUGCAGCAGAGGUAACUCUUGGUCUUCCUUUCCUGGGGCGAACCUCAUGAGAGCCACUUCCAUUACAGCGUUUGAUGGUCUUUGCAACUGUAACUUGAGGAUAUGAUCAAGUACUGAUGGACUGUCGUUUCUCUUUACUUAGUCGAGUGGCGGUUUAACACUUUUUUGUUUACUACUCAAGUCUGUGUUCCUUCAUAGUUUGGAUGUCUUCAGUAUUAAUCUACAAUGCAAAAAAAAUAAAGAAAAACCAUUGAAUGA